Messenger RNA from Lytechinus variegatus (green sea urchin), 5988 nucleotides. RefSeq names its product N-acyl-phosphatidylethanolamine-hydrolyzing phospholipase D-like (gene napepld). Lineage: Eukaryota; Metazoa; Echinodermata; Echinoidea; Temnopleuroida; Toxopneustidae. The transcript has 5 exons. Gene Ontology annotation, biological process: N-acylphosphatidylethanolamine metabolic process; N-acylethanolamine metabolic process. The coding region runs from base 510 to 2258 and encodes 582 amino acids. The record is from RefSeq and is a predicted model, not a curated record. Gene Ontology annotation, molecular function: N-acylphosphatidylethanolamine-specific phospholipase D activity. Gene Ontology annotation, cellular component: membrane-bounded organelle; cytoplasm.
AUUACUGGGGGAUCCACAGCAGUCGCUGGUUACGCACUUUGCCUCUCCCUAGGUCUCACCGAGAAGGGAAAGACAUACUGUGCUUGCUCUGAUCGCUCAGGAAGGAUGACUGGACACUGAGCUUGUCAUGUCCAAUACUCGUCACCCAUCUCUUAAUAGUUCUACAGAGACAGAGCAGAGUUCAGCUCAACCCUAGCUAGCUGGGCAUUCAAUUAUUCCCCCCUCUUCGCGGCAACAGCCUUCGGGAGCAGGCACUCGCGCUCUGGACUACCAAUUUACACCUCCCGCUGUUUUGAUAGAACACCAUUUUCUCCCCGGAUCCAAUCUAUUCUACAGCUUGUUCAUAUCAUACAUUCUUGUUGACUUCAUCGUACUUUCUUCCGUACAACCUGCCACCUAGAGACCCUUUGCUACAGGGCUGUGUUUUGUGGAUAGAGUAUUUAUUUUAGGAUAUUCCUCCAAGGACUUCACAUUCUCCCAUGUUUUAAGGAUCUUAUUAGGGAACCAAGAUGCUGCCAAUAUCUCAUCAGUUUUUCUACUGUGAUGCUGCCGUAUAUCACAGAUCUGCGUACACAAUGUCAGCAUUGAAGCUGCCUUGUGACCCAGAACCAGACCCUGAUCCACUAGCCUGUCUGGAAGCCUUAGGACCGACCUCAUCCUUCCCAGAUUCCAUUGAGGCCUUGGACUUUAUCGACUCUGAGAGCGUCACCACACAGGGAAGCAAGGAGAACCUCUUGGACAUCGAUGACUACGCAUCCGUCAAAAGAGACGCCUUGGACACCGAUAAGCUCAACCAAUUGAACAAUAACACCGUGUACGCCGACAUCUCGGAACCUCCGUACCAGAGCAUCGACAGGGCCUGGCUGAAGUCAGGACGCAAAGCCAUGGCGAUGGCCAACACGAACCAAAGCAAUCAGACACAGUCGGUGGCCAUCAUCGAAGAUGACCCCUUGAACCCUGACUAUGCAGCAGUUAAGCAUGUGGUCACCUUCUCAGAACCCCACACCCCGCCCCUUCCUAUCAGAGACAUACCAGUCAGGGACACACCAGUCAGUGACACGCCCCCUGAACUUCCCCCACUGGAGGUCAGGAGAAGACCCCCUUCGGAGACCCACUCCCACUCAUCACCACGCUCCAGCAAAAGCAAUAGCGGUUCAGACUUUGAUAUUAACACCAGCAGGACUAAAGUGAUUUGUAAUGAUAGGGUCAAGUUUGGGUCAUUGGAUCCCAGGAAACUUGAGGAUGUGACACCAUCAAGAUUCAGGAAUGGGCGCUACGAGAACCCCUGGGAGACGUGGAGGUUCCCUUCCUUAGGCAAUACACUUAAAUGGUUUUUCUUAAGUAAAAACAACAGCAGCGUCCCAUCAAAGUCGACCCUAGACAAGACGUUACCAGUGCUAAAACCAGACCGCGAUGAGAUCAAAGUUCCACCCAUUGACGGCGUACGGGUCACAUGGAUUGGCCACGCAACAGCCCUCGUCCAGUUCGAUGGUAUCUCGGUGCUGACCGAUCCCAUCUUCAGUGAACGCUGCAGUCCCAUGCCAUGGAUGGGUCCCAGGAGGUAUCGUCCCCCACCGUGCCAAGUCAAAGACCUUCCUAAGAUCGAUGCCGUCGUCAUCAGCCACUCGCACUUCGACCACCUUGAUGCCCCAUCCGUGUCGGCCCUGAAUGCAAGGUUUGGCUCCGAUCUGAGGUGGUUUGUACCACUCGGUGUCCUGGACUGGAUGACCAGCAUGGGUUGCGAGAAUGUCAUCGAGAUGGACUGGUGGCAGGAGAACUGUAUCCCGACCCACAGCGACGUCACGUUCGCCUUCACCCCUGCUCAACACUGGGGGCAGCGUACACCCACUGAUAGGUUCAAGACGCUGUGGGGCUCCUGGUGCAUCAUGGGACCAAACCAUAGCUUCUUCUUUGCCGGAGAUACCGGGUACUGUCGAGGCUUUGAGGAGAUAGGAAGACGCUAUGGGCCCUUUGAUCUAGCUGCUAUACCAAUUGGAGCUUAUGAGCCAAGAUGGUUCAAGAACCCUGUACACUGUAGCCCAUCAGAGGCAGUGCAGAUACAUGAAGACGUCAAUUCACGCAAGUCUGUAGGAAUACACUGGGGGACGUUUAGACUUGGCAGUGAGCAUUAUCUGGACCCGCCCAAGGAAGUGAAGAAGGCCCUGGAAAGCAAAGGGCUCCCUCUGGAGGAUUUCUUUGUAAUGAAGCAUGGCGAGUCGAGGCUACUCCUCGAAGACUCCACCAUGGAAAUGGACUGAAGGUAGCCUUGAAAGGACCAACCAUCAAUUGAAAUUGCAUCCUUUGUGUUGGAGUGCAUCAGAGGAAAUGACAUUCAUCAGCUCAAGAACAGUAAAAUUAAAGAUGAUUCUAUCUGAGAGAUAUGAUCCUAGAAUCGGAGAGAGUAGACUCCGCAAAUGUUGACCUUCCAUGUUAAUCACCUGUAAACUAACUUGAAGCAUUAUUCAGACCAUGGACCUGUUUCGUAAAGGACUUACUACAAUAGUUGCAACUUUGCCAUUAUCGCAAUUAUGGCAAAGUUACCAGAAUCGUAACUCUUUCUGUCUUUCUGAAAUGGGCCCUAGAAUAUGCUGAAUUCUGCCCAUGAAAGUCGUAACAGAUUUCCGCGGUCUCAAAAGAUUCGACAUACGCAGAGUCUCCUGCUGCACAAUGUAUUGUUUUAUAGUCUUUCAUGUCUGGACAGCCAGGAGAAUUUUGAUUACCUUAACCUGAAAAUAUGUAGUCCAUGGCAUUAUGUUCUUGUGAGUUGUACAAAAUUUAUAUGCAAUAAGCUGUGUGUAUAAAGUCACUGAGCAGUCUCAAUGAGGGAGUGUUUUUUUUAAUCUCUAUCCAUUGAUAUUCAGAAAUGCUCUGUAUUUAAUCAAUUUGAAUGUAUAUUCUGGAAGUACUAUGUAAUUUUAGAUGUGAGAGGAGGGAAAGAUUUGGGUUUUUUUUAAGGAUUUUUUUCUAUUAAUAAGAUUACUGCUAUUGUGAGAAGUUGGCAAUGUUUUUGUUUGACUUUGUGAAAGUAGUGCACUAUUCAUGAAUCUCUAAUUGAAGAAAAACUUUUGCCAAUUGUGAUCAGCAUAUUAUAAUUUUUUGUUUUAAAUGUAGUAGAAUUUAGAUUCUGAUAAAAAAGCUUUGAAUUUACACAGAAAGUAAUUUGCAAGGUGGGAAUUGCUGUAUUUAUAAGUUUUAGUGCAAGAUGAUGUAACGUUUUACAUGAAAGCAAACUUUGUACAAAUCAAGUUGCUUAUAACAGGUGAAGGGGGCAUUGCUUUAUAGUCAUGUAAGAUAUGAUUUUAGUUCAGCUGUUUAUGUACAGUUAACUGCAUUCAAUUGUACAUCAUUAAAAUUGUUCUUUACGGAAGAUACUGUGUAUUUAAAGAUUAUUUGCAUGUCAGAAAUUUGUGUGGAAUAGGUUAAAUUGACUAUUUUCAAGUAAAGAGAGUUUAUAUUAAUGUGAGCUAUAUAGUUUUGAAUCAGCUGUCAACAUGUAAUACAUUUGACUGUAGUUAAUUGUUCUGCACAGAAUGACCCAUAUUUAUUGGAGCAUAGUAAAGUUUGAAUAACUGAGUUUUAGUCAGUUAAGAGCGUACAUUAACUAUCUGUAGUCCUGCAAGCUGUGAUUUUGGUCAUGGGGAAGAGCUAGUCUGCAGGCACAGACCUUUGGCUUUAGCAAUUUGCAUUGUGCAUAAUGCAGAGUCUGAAGUUGUGAGACUAGAUUCACUUCAUGUACUGUGUAUGCCUCUGCCAAAUCUUAUCUGACACAGACAGAGAGUUUGGGGCCUAGUCUUCACUUCAGACAUGAUGUUAUUUGUUAAGGUGUCAGAUUUGAGUCUGUGCGUGCAGACUAAGGGAAGAGGGUCCCCCCCAGGGAGAAGGGGAAGGUAGAGAGAUAGCGAGAGGAAGAAGCCUACUGACGCAACCAGCGAUAGGGAUCAGUGACUCUACCUCUCCCCGUGAUCUCAUGUCGGGACACCGUGGCAUUCUCUAUUAAAAUCAGGUCUGGUUGAAUGACCUUCCCCUCUUAAAUCCUCCUUCUCACCACCUUUUCCUUCGACGAAGACCUCUCGCUCUCAUCUCAGACAAUCACUGCACAUCUUGUGAAAAUACUUGUUCAAGAGAUAAGAUAAAAAGAUAAGAUCGCCUAUCCAUGGAUCAGUCAAGUUUAACGUUUGGAAUUGGUUAUGCACAACAGUAGAAAGAGCUAGGUCCACUUUUAUAUCUAUAACUUACGAGAAGCGAGUAGUUCCUGGACUAAAAUCUGGGUUAGCCUGAAUCAUGGACUGUAUUAGUGAUUUAACUAUGGGUCACCAAAUGUGACCAACAAGUGAGAAUGAUACAAUGUUCUUGAUUAUAAUUUCCGAAGAAUCACCCCUUGAAUGUGUCAGGGUGAUCUUAUAAGGAGGAGGCACGAUAGCUCAGUAGAGCAGGGGUUUCGGAUUCCAGUGACCGGGUUCGAUUCCCACUUGGUGCACUAGUGUCCCUUUGGUAAGGCAUUUAUCCUCAUUACCAUGUCCCUCGGAGAAGACCUUAAGCCGUUGGUCCUCUGGUCGGUUGCUUGCUUACAAGCAUUAAUGCUUUCUUGGCAGUCACUUAAAAAAAAUCACCACCUGAAGGCUCUAUGUUUUCAAUUCUGCUCUACUAUAACCCAAGAACAAUAGAAAUUCAGUGACCAGUUUUUUCUUGACUGUUGUAAGACUUAUUAUUGGUUUAUUGACACCCCAGAAUAACGUUUGAAGUUCUUUCAUUGGAGGGAUUAAUACCUGUAGUACAGUCCUCUAUCGCAAUAAUUGCAUCUUGUAAUCAUAUUUUUGAGAAGCAUUUCCCACUUUUAGUAGAAUAUUUUUAUUGUAUGUUUGUAUUCAUUGUGUUUACGGUGAUAUAUCCAGGUCCAGGAAUGUCCUUUUUUUUCUUUUUUUUUUAAUCUUACAAAGCAUCUGGAAAUGAAUGACUUUUACUCAUGCAUGUUGUUACAGUUUGUCACCUGUAGAAGUGCUGGUAUAGGGUAGUGCUAAGUCAUGUCAUGAGUUGCUAGAUCAUUGUGUCAGUUGGCGGCAGUCACACCCAGAUGUUCUUUCCAGCAAAUGCCGAUGUACCCUGUGUGGUUGGCCGUUUUAUCCUUCAAUCCUGUUUCUUGAUGUAAAGUAUUCAAUUCUUGAUAUUUCCAUUGCAAACCAUCACAAAUUUGAAUUAUUUGUUAUCAAAUGUCAUGUGACCAACAAUAAGUCACCUUAAAUGAAUUUUGAGUUUUAAGUAUUCUUAAUGUUUCCAUCACACACUAUUAAAAAUUGAAAUACUUUGUCAUCAUAUGUCAUAUAACAAAUAUGACCAACAAUAGUCACCUGAAAUGAAUUUCAAGACUUUUAUUGAGCUUGAAAAGGCAAAGUUAAAGUGUCAAAAUAAGAUGUUAGUGCAACUUGAUGAAUAAUAACCCACACAAGUACUUGAUUGCAUGCAGAAGAAACUCAGUAAGAUCUUAAAAGAAUAAGGAGAAAACAGCAUUUGAAGUUUGGGAUUAACUCAAGCAUGACAUGUGCACACCAUGUAAUCUCAGUGAAAUGUCCCGACAGUCCAUAAAAAUGGUGUCAAAUGAACUCUUGUAUCUUAUUUUCUCUUCAACUUCACAGUAUGAAAAGUCUUGACAAGUAUGUAGAAGAAUCAUCCUUUCUGAUAUGCUGAUUUUCUAAUUUUUGCUUUUUAAAGACCAAAUUAAUAUUUAAGCUAUUUGCAGGAAGAACCUUUCUCAGUGACUUACUAGUGGUUUGGGGGUUGCUGGUCACAAAUAACAAAUAUUGAUAUUAAAAAGAAUGAACCAAGAAAACAGCUUACCAUAGCCUACGUACAUCGGCAUAAUGUUGGUUAAACAUUCGAGUGUGACGGCCCCUUCACAACAAAAAAAAUCUUACGGAGUAAAAAUAGAUGAACUUGAACUUGAAGUACCAAUAAUGUGUAGUAAUGUAGAUUGGAUCCCGAGAGUGGAUCGUA